AGUCAAGCUCUACGUUGCAGACAGAGGGAGAGAUCCAACAGUUUCUCUGAAUGAGGGAAUAAAGAGCAUUGUUCUUUUUCAGAUUUAAACAAACUCUUUGAGCUUCCCUCUCUCUCUGCCCGCGCCGUGUUCACUGCGAUGAACGUCUCGCACUCUGUCAGCUUGGGAAUCCCCACUCAAGUCCCGAAUGGUACAGCGGUGAGUGCGGAGACGCUCGCUCCAUGGAAUUACAGCCCUGUGAGCGCCUUCAAGCUGAUGGAUCUGCCAGCGCGAGCUACUACGGUGGCAAUGGUGCAGGAUGUUCGACACCCUUUCCCCACUGUGGAUGUUCCAGACCAUGCCCACUACACCAUUGGCUCUGUCAUCCUGGCAGUUGGCAUCACAGGCAUGGUGGGCAACUUCUUGGUCUUGUAUGCCUUCUGCAAGAGUAGGAGUCUGAGGACACCUGCAAACAUGUUCAUCAUUAAUCUGGCUGUCACCGACUUUCUGAUGUGUGUUACUCAGACACCAAUAUUUUUCACCACCAGUAUGCACAAGCGAUGGAUCUUUGGGGAGAAAGGCUGUGAGUUAUAUGCAUUCUGCGGGGCUCUGUUUGGUAUCUGCUCAAUGAUCACACUCAUGAUUAUUGCGGUAGAUCGAUAUUUUGUGAUCACUCGUCCUCUGGCCUCUAUUGGUGUCAUGUCACGCAAAAGAGCCCUAUUCAUACUCGUCGCUGCUUGGGUGUACUCUAUGGGCUGGAGCCUGCCCCCGUUCUUUGGAUGGAGUGCAUACGUUCCUGAAGGUCUGUUGACUUCUUGUUCGUGGGACUACAUGACCUUCAGUCCUUCUGUACGGGCCUACACGAUGCUGCUCUUCACCUUUGUAUUCUUCAUCCCACUCUUUGUCAUUAUUUACUGUUACUUCUUCAUCUUCAGGGCCAUCCGUGAUACCAACAGAGCUGUAGGAAAAAUCAAUGGAGAAGGAGGGCCCAAAGACUCUAUCAAGAAGAUCCACCGAAUGAAAAAUGAAUGGAAAAUGGCAAAGAUCGCACUCAUAAUGAUCCUGCUGUAUGUCAUCUCCUGGUCUCCUUACUCCUGUGUGGCUCUUACUGCUUUUGCUGGCUAUGCUGAUAUGCUCACACCCUACAUGAACUCUGUGCCAGCUGUGAUUGCCAAGGCGUCUGCCAUCCACAACCCUAUUAUCUACGCCAUCACUCACCCAAAAUACAGGUCUGCCAUUGCAAAGUACAUACCAUGUCUGGGUGUGUUACUGUGUGUACCUCAUAGAGACCGAUUCAGUAGCAGUAGCUUUAUAUCCACGCGACGUUCCACUGUGACCAGCCAGUCCUCUGAGACCAGUAGCAACCUGCACCGGGCUGGGAAGACACGCUUGUCCUCAGUGUCUGACAGUGAGUCGGGCUGGACAGAUACCGAGGCAGACCUAUCCAGCGCAGGUUCACGUCCUGCGAGUCGUCAGGUCUCAUGUGACAUCCGUAAAGACAGAGAUCUGUCAGACAUCAAGCACACAAGUUCUCUAAGGCUGAAGGUUAAGAGCAGAGACUCAGGUAUCUUCGACAGAAACUCAGCCCAGAGCUUAGCAGAGUCUGGCCUAAACCGGACCUUUACCUACAUCAACAUGGUGAUCGACAAAGAUGAGAUCUCUAUGGCGGAAGUCAGCCUGUCCAGUUGUCCGUCGUCCUCUCCAAAUAUGUUCUCAGAGAAAGCUGAGCUGAAAAGACUUUCUGCUCCGAUCCCUUCCAUCGUUGUGGCAUCAGAGUCCAGUCAUGCACUUCUCUCAGUAGGGCACAUUGGCUGUUCCUCCAGACAGCUACCAGGUGGUUCGGUUGAGGUAACCUCUGUCACUGUGGAAGCUCCUGGGAUUGACUGAACACAAGCUGCACUACCCUGCAUUACCACUGACAUUUGCUCUACUUCAGGACACCUUCUCAAAAGACUUAACAACCCUUCCUCCUUUUUGUCUACUAAUUUUUA
Messenger RNA from Myxocyprinus asiaticus (Chinese sucker), 1970 nucleotides. It is a transcript of the gene opn4b, whose product is annotated as opsin 4b. The record is from RefSeq and is a predicted model, not a curated record. Gene Ontology annotation, molecular function: G protein-coupled receptor activity. Bases 139 to 1866 code for a protein of 575 amino acids. Gene Ontology annotation, cellular component: membrane. Lineage: Eukaryota; Metazoa; Chordata; Actinopteri; Cypriniformes; Catostomidae. Gene Ontology annotation, biological process: G protein-coupled receptor signaling pathway; visual perception. The transcript has 11 exons.